CUUCGCUUUGCCCGCCGCACACUGCUCACGUCGAUGAUCGACACAUUGGCCUGUGCAGUUCGUAGCCCAUCGCUGAGGCGUAGAAAGCACUCGGAGGGCGUAUUUUACCGCUCAGUGGAAGACUUUUGGCCAUGGCCGGUUCAGGGCAGGGCGUUAGCCAUGAGGCUGAGGGGGAGGAGACUUGGACUGGAGACUUUGAUCCGUUCUCUGAUCCCGAAGAGCGACGGGUUCUUUUUGCCGCGUUUGAUUCCUUCCGACAAUACCGGCGAACGGCGCAUCAAAACACUACGCAUCGCCGACGGCAAGCUUUCUAUGCCUUGCCCUCAGCUCACUGGCAAAUGCUCUCCGAGCCACCCUUCUCUAUCUUGGACACCUUCAACAAGGUCGAUGAUGCCAUUGACACCAAUGCCGAAAUCGCGGACGCCAUUCUCGCCGUGGGACUAGAGUCCUUUGGACUCCCCGCCAAUCCAAACAAGGACGACCCCAACCAGAACUGGCACGAGAAAGCCACCGCAUCCGACGUCAACAAGGCGCACUCGACCAUCCGCCAAUUUUACCGUGACUGGAGCGCCGAAGGCCGUGCCGAGCGGGCAGUCUGCUACGACCCCGUUCUCCAGGACCUCCAUGCUGAGUUUCAGACGCGCCGAGACGCGGGAGAGGAGAUUCGCGUGCUAGUUCCCGGCGCUGGACUGGGCCGACUCGUCUUUGAAGUCUGUCUGGCUGGGUAUGCGGCUGAGGGCAACGAGAUCUCGUACCACCAGUUGCUGGCUAGCAGCUGGAUCCUGAACCACACAGCCGGUCCAGCGGCGCACGCGCUGCAUCCUUUUGCAUUGCAUUUCUCCAACCUACACUCCCGAGCGCAGCAGUUACGGCUUGUCAUGAUCCCGGAUGUCCACCCAGGCACAACGAUGCAAGAAGCAGCGCAGGCACAGGUGCCCAUCGGCUCAAUGUCGAUGUCAGCGGCAGACUUUGUGGUGCUGUACAUGGAACCAAGUAACCGCGAGGCCUUUGACGCAGUAGCAACCGUGUUCUUCAUCGACACGGCGCCCAACUUGAUCCGAUACAUCGAGGCGAUUCACCAUUGUCUCAAGCCCGGGGGUCUCUGGAUUAAUGUGGGACCUUUACUGUGGCAUUUCGAAGACGGACAUCCCCGGUCAGAUGGCGGGGAGACGGGUGAGGGCAAGAGUAAAGAUGCAGAUGCCUCGGGCAUUGGGGAGCCGGGCAAUGUGGAGUUGAGUGAGGACGAAGUGCUGUGUUUGGUGGAGCGAUUGGGCUUCCGGAUUGAGGCGCGGCCUGGCGAUCGCAGGCCGUGCGGCUACAUUCAGGAUGGGGAGAGCAUGCUUCAGAACUUGUAUCAGCCAUCGCACUGGGUGGCGCGAAAAGUGGCUCAGCAGUAGUGUUGACAUGGUCGGGAGUUACGAAUUGGGGGUAGGUAACUAUGGGACGAAGGAGUUUGGCUUCCGGGAGCGUUUCUAUCUUUGGGGCUAGAAGAGGCGCAGACAGUCCAGAACACUCGAGAUAGACAUAUUGUCUAGGCAACAUGUUAACCGAUAGGAGAUACUCAAUACUCCAUUCAGUCAAUUAUGGCGAGUCGAGUGUUCGUCUUGACGCCCCCAAACGUGGGCGGCCCCCAGGUUAAUUUUACGAUUUUACGAUGGGGGCCAAAACGGGCAAACAAAGACGGACCAAGUUGGGCCAACGGGAUCAGCAGGGUACCGUGGAUCCAAGACAAAGAGAAGUAAAUAACUCGAGUCUUUACUAUGAUUAGCCAUUCAGAGUGAUAGAAAUGUACUCGGUCAAUAGCC
Messenger RNA from Penicillium subrubescens, 1805 nucleotides. RefSeq lists its product as uncharacterized. The transcript is spliced from 2 exons. The coding region runs from base 132 to 1397 and encodes 421 amino acids. The record is from RefSeq and is a predicted model, not a curated record. NCBI's taxonomy places the organism in Eukaryota, Fungi, Ascomycota, Eurotiomycetes, Eurotiales, Aspergillaceae. Gene Ontology annotation, molecular function: S-adenosylmethionine-dependent methyltransferase activity.